Diospyros lotus (date-plum) is the source of this 1564-nucleotide messenger RNA. Its product is annotated as UDP-glycosyltransferase 89B2-like. The transcript has a single exon. The coding region runs from base 44 to 1435 and encodes 463 amino acids. The record is from RefSeq and is a predicted model, not a curated record. Gene Ontology annotation, molecular function: UDP-glycosyltransferase activity. Lineage: Eukaryota; Viridiplantae; Streptophyta; Magnoliopsida; Ericales; Ebenaceae.
AUGUUUUUCUCAUUCGUUGACUAUUCGUAUUCUCAGAGAAGCCAUGGGAGCUCACGUUCUGAUCUUUCCGAUCCCGAUAAGUAGCCAUGUAAUCCCCAUGAUCGAUCUUACCCAGCUGUUACUCACCCACGGCCUCACCCUCACCGUCCUCGUCACCCCUCCAAACCUCCCCCUCUUCGAGCCCCUCCUCCAAUCUCACCCUUCCUCCGCCAUCCAAACCCUUGUUCUCUCCCUUCCAGAAUCUUCUCUCGCCCCCUCCCCGGCCAACGCCCUCGCCUUCAUCAACUCCCAUAGUGUUCUCCGUGAUCCCAUUGCCGACUGGUUCAAAUCGCACCCUACCCCUCCGGUAGCCAUCGUAUCCGACUUUUUCCUCGGCUGGACAAAUGAUUUGGCCCGCGAUCUCGGCAUCCGGCGAGUCGCGUUCUGGACCGGCGGUGCCGGGGACUUCUCCGAAGCCACUGCUUUGUUCCGGUUCAUGCCGAAGCUGGAAGGUAUGGACGAAAAUUCCUUGCUUACCAUUCCGAACGUGCCGAAUUCCCGAAAAUAUCCCUUGUGGCAAGUGACGCCGAUGUACCGCGGCUUCAAGGAAGGAGACCCAGUUUGCGAAUUCUUCCGGAAGAGCAUGCUGGGCAACAUCGAAUCUUGGGGCGCAAUGAUCAAUACUUUCGCUGAGUUGGAACGAGAUUACAUUGAGUACUUGAAGAAGGAGAUGGGGCACGAUCGGGUAUGGGCAGUGGGUCCGCUUCUCCCGCCGGUGGAUGAUCAGGCGGCGCCGACAAAACGCGGCGGCGCUAGCUCAGUCCCGGUCGAAGAGGUGAUGGGCUGGCUGGACUCGAAGGGUGAUGACUCUGUGGUUUACGUAUGUUUCGGGAGCCGAUUCGCGCUGCCGAGUCCGCAAGUGAGUGCACUCGCCGCCGCGCUGGACAGCAGCGCCGUGAGUUUCAUCUGGGUUCUGAAGGAGAACGAGGUCCAUGCGAUUCCGGACGGGUUCGAUGAUCGUGUGGCAGGGAGAGGCUUCGUGAUAAAGGGAUGGGCCCCACAGGUGCCGAUUCUGCGGCACCGAGCUGUGGGAGCGUUCGUGACUCACUGCGGGUGGAACUCGGUCCUGGAGGGGGUCUCCGCCGGCAAGUUGCUGCUGACUUGGCCGCUGGGGGCCGACCAGUUCACCAACGACAGGCUACUGGUGGAUGAGCUGGGCGCGGCGGUUAGGUUCUGCGCAUUGGCCAACCGAGCGGAGCCGGACUCGGCCGAACUGGGCCGGUUAUUGGCAGAGUCGGUGGGAUCGGGGAAGCCGAAAGAGAGAGCCCGAGUAAAGGAGCUGAGUAAGGCGGCGACGGAGGCGCUCAAAGGGGGAAGUUCUAGUAGAGACGUGGCGGAGUUUGUGAAGCAGUUGGUUGAGGAGAGCAUAAAUGAGGGUAGCGGUGGCCAUUGUUGAUUUUCCGCAGUUUAGGCUUGGCUUGUGUCCAUUACUUGGUUUCCCAUUGAGUUUAUAAAUUUUAAAUUUGAGAAUGAGCUAAUUAGAAGCCAAAUCCAAUUUGGCCAAACAUUUUGUUACUUCUUCCAA